CUGGACAAUAGUGAAACUCCACCGUCUCUCCCCAUGUGUAGGUGCAUAUAAAUGGUAUCAAAUAGGGUACAUAGAAUACCAAAUAUCUAGAGGUACUACUGCACGUAACCUUGAAACUCAGCGGCUCCUUCCAAUUCGACGGUCACUGGAAACAUGAUUACCCUCCGUACUAUACAGUAUAUACAAACACAUCCAUAUGCCUACAUACUACUUGCAUAUUCCUGCCACCAACUCAUGUCGGGUGAACUCCAGAGAAUAUCCCAGUAUCAUUGUUUCGAAAAUGUGCCUAUCGUUGCUCGUCAAACGCCGUUCAUGGUGACCAGAACUGUCCUCCUAUUCUUCGGAUGCUUUCCACCCAGUCUUCACAUUUAUUCCCUUUGCUCCACCAACCUUACUGCUAAUUUACUCAAUCGGACCAUAUCCGAAUAGAAAUGUCCGGUCCAGUACAUCACCCCGACUUGACAUGGUGAUUUGUAGGUAACGUAUAUUCAAUCCCUGUAUUGCACUCAUAGCAACUAG
Molecule: messenger RNA, 519 nt
Organism: Aspergillus alliaceus
Lineage: Eukaryota; Fungi; Ascomycota; Eurotiomycetes; Eurotiales; Aspergillaceae
Exons: 3
Coding region: 154-429 (91 amino acids)
Source: RefSeq, a predicted model, not a curated record